CAUGCCACUACAACAACAAUGGCUCAUCUAGUGCCAUCCAAAUGGUUCUCUAACAAGUCUUUGAAGCUAAGCCUCCCUCGCCGUCGCCGCAAACCAUCCGAAGUGCCGACCCCGCCCGUGUCCCCACCCAAGGUGAAGGAUAACGGUCGGGCCCGUGAGUUCCAUGAAGCUUUUCGGUACUUUGAUGGGAACGGCGAUGGGAAGAUCUCUAGCGAGGAACUGAUGGCGUUCUUCGCAUCGAUGGGUGACCACAUAUCGAGUGAUGAAGCCAUUGGAAUCAUCAGUGAUCAUGAUACGGAUGGCGAUAACUUGAUGGACUUGCAAGAUUUCAUGAGGCUCAUGGAGAGGGACCAUGGGGAUGAUGAUCUGAGGAGGGCGUUCGAGAUGUUCGAGGUCGAUAAGGGGUCUGGGUGCAUCACGCCCAAUGGGCUGCACCGGAUGUUUAACCGCUUGGGCAACCACCGGUCACAUGAAGAGUGUGAGGCCAUGAUUCGGGUUUUCGAUCUUGACGGCAACGGCGUGGUCGAUUUCCAUGAGUUUCGCAGGAUGAUGACUUGAUGUGUGCACAUGCAUGUUACGUAGAUGAACGCCCCAUGGCAUUAUAAGUCCAAUUUACUAAGGUGGGCCCACUUGAAUUUGGGUCCAUUUCCUAAGGUGGGCCUACUUGAUGUGAUCACUUUGCUCAAAAGCAAGGAGUGCUUUGUUUUAGCUUUCUUUUAUUUGUACGGAAAAGAUCUCAAAACAUGUAGAAUAGAACUCUCUCUCU
Molecule: messenger RNA, 766 nt
Organism: Magnolia sinica
Lineage: Eukaryota; Viridiplantae; Streptophyta; Magnoliopsida; Magnoliales; Magnoliaceae
Product: probable calcium-binding protein CML41
Exons: 1
Coding region: 19-558 (179 amino acids)
Molecular function (GO): calcium ion binding
Source: RefSeq, a predicted model, not a curated record